Messenger RNA from Phalaenopsis equestris, 1445 nucleotides. RefSeq names its product probable beta-1,3-galactosyltransferase 12. The record is from RefSeq and is a predicted model, not a curated record. NCBI's taxonomy places the organism in Eukaryota, Viridiplantae, Streptophyta, Magnoliopsida, Asparagales, Orchidaceae. Gene Ontology annotation, cellular component: Golgi membrane. The transcript is spliced from 10 exons. The coding region runs from base 633 to 1328 and encodes 231 amino acids. Gene Ontology annotation, molecular function: hexosyltransferase activity.
CAAUGGACCUAAAGAUUUAGCUUGCAGUUUUUCUAAGAAUUACAUUUUGAAUACUAGUUUUAUCAAUAAAGAACAGGAUGUUCGUGGCUGCCAUUUAAUCGAAUUUACCUAUGUCAAUGAAGGAAAAUAACUUACCUUGGUAAGUUUUCUAUAUUUGGUGAGGGGCAUAAGUUAGCAUGGAGAACCCUAGAACAGUAAAUCAUUUUGUUCCUGAUUUUUAUUCCAGUUUCCCAUUUACAGCUUAUCAUCGAUCCCUAAUCUUCGUAUAACUUGUCUUCUACCUGUUGUGCUCUGCUUCUGAUGCUCAUUUCAACACCCAAAUGCUCAUCCCAAACACUCGAUAUCGACAACCCACUCAUGGCCUGCACUCUAAUUGACUAUCAAUGCAAUUAUUCUUGUCUUCACACCGAAGGGCACCCACGCUCAAUACUGAAUACCUUCAGCUCUCAACUCAUGCCCUACAACUUGUUUGCUAUUGCUUUCUCCUAGUUACUACAAACCAACAUCUACAGCCUGCAUUCUCCGCCAUCUCGCCCAUGAAUUAUGAAAUCCUUGUCUACAAUUGGUGCAUCUCUCAAACUUAAAGGCAAAGCUGCACCAGAAGGAUCUCAAUACGGUGCUUUGCUGUAAAUAUGAAUGAACUUUUAGAACAGUCUACUGGAUUAGCUUUCAGAUUUGUUAUUGGACGAACGAAAGAUAGAAAGAAAAUGGCUGAUCUUAAGAAAGAAGAGGAGAAUUAUCAUGAUUUCAUGUUUAUUGAUGUAGAAGAAGAGUAUGCAAGGCUGCCUUAUAAAACGUUGGCAUUUUUCAAAGCAGCAUUCAAUCUUUUUGAUGCAGAAUUUUAUGUGAAGGCAGAUGAUGAUAUUUAUCUUAGACCUGACCGGCUUGCUACUCUCUUGGCUAAGGAUCGUGCCCAUCACCGCACUUAUAUUGGUUGCAUGAAAAAGGGCCCAAUAAUAACGAAUCCAAAGUUGAAAUGGUAUGAAAGCUCUGGUCAUCUUCUUGGGAAUGAAUAUUUCCUUCAUGCAUAUGGUCCAAUAUAUGCCUUGUCUGCAGAGGUGGUAGCUUCUCUUGCAGAAGCAAGAAAUGAAAGUCUGAGAAUGUUCGACAAUGAGGAUGUAACCAUAGGUUCUUGGAUGCUUGCUAUGAAUGUCAAUCAUGAAGAUAACCGGGCAAUAUGUGAUCCCAAAUGUACACCCAGUUCAAUUGCUAUAUGGGAUAUACCAAGAUGUUCAGGUUUGUGUAACCCUGCAGUUCGUGUAAGGGAGCUGCACAAUAUCAGCAUGUGUUCUCAGAGCCCAACUCUGCCGACUGAAGAGGACGCGUGAAGAUUCUGACUCUAUACAUUCUAAUCUGGAAGGUCUGGUAUGGUUCUAACAACGAACCCUUUCACUUCUGAAAUAUGAGCUUCUGAAGUAAGUUUUCAAGGCAUGCCAUUUCAUCAG